CAUCGCGAUUAGUAUUAAACACGGUUAUUUCAUAUUUGUCGAUUAUAAAACUAUGAAAUUCACACGAUAAUUUACACAGUUAACACGUUGACAAUAAUUAUAGUAAAAUUUUUACAAUCAUCGUGUGUAGGAAAUCGGUUUAUAAAAAUACUAAGAAAUGUCAGUACUUAUUCAAAAUAUUCAAAACAGUUGGGGAUGGGUAGAACGAAAUACUGAUCCUAGAAUUAAAGAUUUAUGGUUAAUGGGUUCAAUAUGGCCGAUAACCUUUAUUGUGAUUAUUUACUUAUAUUUUGUUCUUAAAAUUGGACCGGAAUUAAUGAGAUAUCGUAAUCCUUUCAACAUUGACCGCAUUGUUUUGGUAUAUAAUGCCGUUCAAGUUUUUUUAUCAUUUUACGUGGUAAAAGAGAUAUUUAAAGUAUUAUGGCUGCAAGACGAAUACCGAUUUUUUUGCGUUGAAGUCACUAAAACUGAUGAUGAUUUAGCAAAAAAACAAAUUUUCCUUGUUUGGAUGGCACUUAUGAUAAAAUUACUUGACCUUCUAGAUACCAUUUUUUUCGUUUUACGAAAAAAACAAAAUCAAGUGACAUUUUUACAUGUUUAUCAUCAUGCCAUGGUCGUAACACUCGGUUGGGUAUGUUGUAAUUUUUUUCCAGGAGGACAAGUUGCGUUUUUUGGAACCGUAAAUGGAAUGGUGCAUGUAGUAAUGUACAGCUACUACUUCUUGACUCUUUUAAAUCCUGAAUACAAGAAAGCAUGGUGGAAAAAAUAUUUAACAUUGUUGCAACUGAUUCAAUUUGUAGUAACUGGUAUCCAUGCUUUGAUUUCAUUAUUUGAACCAAAUUGCGACUUCCCUCGAAUCAUUCUGAUGGUUGCAAUACCUCAAGAUAUAUUUAUGUUUAUUUUGUUCUGGGACUUUUAUAAAAAAUCUUAUAUUAAUACAAAUAAGAAUAAGCAAGCAUGA
Sipha flava (yellow sugarcane aphid) is the source of this 961-nucleotide messenger RNA. Its product is annotated as elongation of very long chain fatty acids protein 1-like. The coding region runs from base 158 to 961 and encodes 267 amino acids. Gene Ontology annotation, molecular function: fatty acid elongase activity. NCBI's taxonomy places the organism in Eukaryota, Metazoa, Arthropoda, Insecta, Hemiptera, Aphididae. Gene Ontology annotation, biological process: very long-chain fatty acid biosynthetic process; sphingolipid biosynthetic process; fatty acid elongation, monounsaturated fatty acid. The transcript has 8 exons. Gene Ontology annotation, cellular component: endoplasmic reticulum membrane. The record is from RefSeq and is a predicted model, not a curated record.